CAACCGCGCACCGGAGCCGGAAAAAUCUGCAGCUCCUCCUCCUCCUCCUCCUCCUCGUCGUCAGUGUCGGCUAUUUAUACGCUCCACUCCCUCCCCCAUCCCCUUCCCCUAGUUCUCUCCACUCACUCCUCCCCCCUCCCCUCCCCGCCCGGCUCCGAUCCACUCAGUGAGCGAAGAUGGCGCCGACAUCCAUGAGCCUUGCCGCAAAGACGGGGCUUCCCUUCUCGGCGCUUCCUUCGAGUGGCGUUGCGCAGAGGCCAGUUUCUGUGACUGCUUCCCUCGAGCACAAGACUAAUGAUGCUAGAAGGAAGUUCCUAAAACUCGCGCUUGGAAACCUCGCGGUUGGGCUGCCCACCUUGUUGGGUGCUAAGAAAGCUCUUGCUGAUGAACAAGGUGUCUCGUCCUCAAGAAUGUCUUACUCAAGGUUCCUUGAGUAUCUUGACAAGGACAGAGUGAAGAAGGUUGAUUUGUUUGAGAAUGGGACAAUUGCCAUUGUAGAGGCUAUUUCUCCUGAGCUCGGUAACCGCGUACAGAGAGUUCGUGUGCAACUUCCUGGUCUAAGCCAGGAGCUUCUUCAGAAGUUGAGGGAAAAGAAUAUCGAUUUUGCUGCGCACAGCAACCAGGAGGACUCUGGUUCUCUUCUGUUCAACCUGAUCGGAAACUUGGCAUUUCCACUUAUCCUUAUUGGUGGUCUAUUUUUGCUGUCAAGAAGAGCACAAGGUGGCCUUGGUGGACCUAAUGGCCCUGGCUUUCCGCUUGGUUUUGGUCAAUCUAGGGCCAAGUUUCAGAUGGAACCCAACACUGGUGUUACUUUUGAUGAUGUUGCUGGUGUCGAUGAAGCAAAACAAGACUUCAUGGAAGUGGUUGAGUUCCUGAAGAAACCAGAAAGGUUCACCGCUGUUGGUGCUCGCAUCCCUAAGGGUGUUCUGCUUGUUGGUCCUCCUGGAACUGGUAAGACUUUGCUUGCCAAGGCUAUUGCAGGAGAAGCUGGUGUACCGUUUUUCUCGAUAUCAGGAUCUGAGUUUGUGGAGAUGUUUGUGGGUGUUGGUGCCUCCCGGGUUCGUGAUCUUUUCAAGAAGGCCAAGGAGAAUGCUCCUUGCAUAGUAUUUGUUGAUGAAAUAGAUGCUGUUGGAAGGCAAAGAGGGACAGGUAUUGGUGGUGGAAAUGAUGAAAGGGAGCAGACUUUGAAUCAGUUACUGACUGAGAUGGAUGGUUUUGAGGGGAACACUGGAAUCAUUGUUAUUGCUGCCACCAACAGAGCUGAUAUCCUGGAUUCCGCUUUACUCAGACCUGGACGUUUUGACAGACAGGUAAGUGUUGAUGUUCCUGAUGUACGCGGAAGGACAGAGAUUCUUAAGGUGCAUGGUAGCAAUAAGAAAUUUGAUUCUGAUGUAUCUCUUGAAGUCAUAGCAAUGAGAACACCUGGGUUCAGUGGAGCAGACUUGGCGAAUCUUCUAAAUGAAGCAGCCAUAUUAGCAGGCCGACGUGGCAGGACAGCAAUUUCUUCUAAAGAGAUUGAUGAUUCAAUCGACAGAAUAGUGGCUGGUAUGGAAGGAACUGUGAUGACUGAUGGGAAGAGUAAAAGUCUUGUUGCUUACCAUGAAGUUGGGCAUGCAAUUUGCGGAACUUUGACGCCUGGCCACGACCCAGUCCAAAAGGUUACUUUAAUCCCUAGGGGUCAAGCUCGUGGUCUCACCUGGUUCAUUCCAAUGGACGACCCAACUCUCAUCUCCAGGCAGCAACUCUUUGCCAGAAUUGUUGGUGGCCUUGGCGGUCGUGCUGCUGAGGAGAUCAUUUUUGGGGAGCCUGAGGUGACCACAGGAGCUGCUGGUGACUUGCAGCAAAUUACUGGCUUAGCCAAGCAGAUGGUGGUGACAUUCGGUAUGUCAGACAUUGGUCCGUGGUCGCUGAUGGACUCAGGUGCACAGAGCGGCGAUGUCAUCAUGAGGAUGAUGGCAAGGAACUCCAUGUCGGAGAAGCUCGCUGAGGACAUCGAUACCGCUGUGAAGAGGUUGUCUGACGAGGCGUAUGAGAUUGCUUUGAGCCAGAUCAGGAGCAACCGGGAGGCCAUGGACAAGAUCGUGGAGGUGCUCCUUGAGAAGGAGACGUUGAGUGGUGACGAGUUCAGGGCGAUCCUGUCCGAGUUUGUGGAGAUCCCUGUCGAGAACCGGGUUCCCCCAGCCACGCCGGCAGCUCUCCCGGCUUAAAUCACCCUAGUUUUGUAGGAACGAAAUCUGCUGUUGUAAGAUGUUCAUAUUUUCGAUUCUUGGUGUACACUAACUGUACUUUGCCGGCCGGUUUUUUGGCAUACUACAUGUAACUUACUCUUGGAUAAUUAUAAAAUGUAAUUAGCUGAAAAAGGUUUCUGGCAA
Oryza brachyantha (malo sina) is the source of this 2372-nucleotide messenger RNA. RefSeq names its product ATP-dependent zinc metalloprotease FTSH 2, chloroplastic. Gene Ontology annotation, biological process: proteolysis. Bases 177 to 2207 code for a protein of 676 amino acids. The record is from RefSeq and is a predicted model, not a curated record. The transcript has 5 exons. NCBI's taxonomy places the organism in Eukaryota, Viridiplantae, Streptophyta, Magnoliopsida, Poales, Poaceae. Gene Ontology annotation, molecular function: ATP-dependent peptidase activity; ATP hydrolysis activity; zinc ion binding. Gene Ontology annotation, cellular component: chloroplast thylakoid; membrane.